AUGUCGCCCAUAAGAGGCGCAGAAGUAGCCGUUCUUCCUGAAAGUUUUAAAGUCCACCAAUUUGAAUUUAAAAGCGACUGCAACACCGACACAACAUCGAACAAGCCUCUUUUGCAGACGAAAACGCGAUGGUUCAAGAGUGCAUUCGGAUUUCUGAUCUUUGUUGUACUUGCGAUUAUCAUUUUUAUAACAGAAUUGCACGUCUUCCCUCGCUGGGCCAGCUUUGAUCUGAAAUGCAGUCCUGUUACAAUUGAUGCUUCCACAGUUAACUACCGUUCUCACGACCGAUUUUACACCUUAUUAAAGGAUAUGGAAGCCUUGAAGCCACCCAUUUUUCGUAAAGAGCAUACAGAACUGUGCGACGACGCAAAUCGUGAGACCCGUAAAUCACACUACUGCCUUCCUAUCACAACUCAGGAGGACCGGGUGUUUUGUGCUGGCUUAGGUCGAAUGGAACUCUUUGCUCGACAAUCGCCGUUGACAUUGUGUCGUUCGUGUGUGAUGCAUAUGCUGCUGCUAGAUGUGUAUGAAGAGCUUGAGGCAGCAGGAGCGUCGCCUAGCAUCAAUUUGUCUUCGGCGGAUGGCUUAGCAACAGUCGGGACAGAUAUGGAUUCGACCUCACUGGAUGGCAUUUCGACAAUCAUGUACAACGGUGAAAUCACUCCAGAGGACAAAUUAGGCGUUGAACUUUCAAAAAAAGGUUAUCACAUGUUCCAAGAUAAAAGUGGUUGGUUCGUGUGUGUGGCACCCACACACCCGCUCGCCUUGCACUUGUAUGACCCCGAUCGAACUUUAGUAAACGAAACAAGCUCCAUACCACACAUAGACCUUGUUAUUGCUACAAGCAAAGUUGAAUCAAGAGAGGUUGUCUCCAACAUUCUUAAAGCCGAAUCGACCUUGGAUGGAAACUGCUCACCGAAGGUACUGGACGCAAAAGACAUCAAAUACUCCUCUAGUCAUCGAUAUUACUCGAUGCUACAGACAAUGGAAACACUGCCACCCCCUAUAUUUCAUAACAACCACAUGGUCUUAUGUGACGAGAACGAGAGUGAUGAUGAAAAGAUUCCGUACUGUCUUCCUAUUUCUGUACGCAAUGAUGCUGAGUUUUGUGCUGGAGCUAAUCGCAUCGAUUUGCUGGUACGUCAGUCUCCGACAACAUUAUGCCUCGAAAGUGUGUUAGACCUUCUCGUUUUAGAUACUCUUGACGAACUGCGAGCUGCCGGAGAGUCUGUCGUCAAAUAUAAAAGUGAAGAAGAUCAAAUCUCGACCAAUAAUACCAGCAUCACAUACAAUGCAUUACUCGUCAAUCGAAAUGAGCUGAAACAUUCGCUGCUUCGAAAGGGUUAUCACCUUUUUGGUGAAGACGAUUGGCGUGUCUGUGUAGCUCCGAUUCAUCCGCUUGCUUCAACUCUUUACGAUCCAAAUCAGACUAUGUUCACAGGGCCACAAAUAACGCUCACACCAAAUAAUGAAGCCGACGAUCCAAUUAGUGAAAGGGAAACUGGUGCAGUCUCUUUUACUAAAAGUUCUAUGUUGAGCGAGAUGAAGGAACUAAAUACUUCUUACGUACCAUCAGGCUGUGCGCCAGAGACGGUUAAAGUGAUCGAAGAUGGCCUCGGUGGCGAGUUUUACACAAUGAUGGGAAAUUUGAGUCCAUUGUCUCAGCUCAAACUUGAAGGCGAUCACGAAGCUUUGUGCAGCGCGAACGACCGUAAAGAGCGUGGAUUUAGCUACUGCUUACCAAUAUCAGGCCAGAAGGAUAUGUCGCGCUGUGCACAUGCAGAUCGGAUGGAUAUUUUCUUAUGGCAGUCACCCAAAGAGCAGUGCUUUUCUAGUGUUCUACAUUUGCUUCUAAAAGACGUUUUUGAGGAGCUGAAAGCGGUCGGAUUUGCUCCAAUAUUGACAUUUGGAACUCUCUUAGGUGCCGUUCGCGACGAAGGGCUUAUACCGUUCACUGAAGAUGUUGAUAUUGCGUACAACGGAAAAGUGGUCGAUGGUGGCGACUUGGACGAGCGGUUGUGGCGUAAAGGGUACCAUCUCUUUCAGUAUAACAUAUUUCGUGUCUGUGUAGCCCCCACACAUCCACUUGCGUCCCAGCUUUUUGAUCCCGAACGAUCGAUUGUCGAAGAUUACGCUGUCCCGUACGUGGAUUUGUACUCUAUGGAACAAGAGCUCGACUCCACUUGGUCAAUGCAAGAGCUCAAAAGUCCAUCACUUCCUAACGAGCGAGUUCAGCCUUUUUCGCAAGUGGCGAUCAAUGGCGAGCAAUUUGACACAGUGCAUGAUCCCAAUUUUUUACUUUUAACGGAAUAUGGGACUGACUACAUGACUCCCCAGCCUCGUUAUCGCAGACUAUCGGAUUUUAAAUGA
Molecule: messenger RNA, 2370 nt
Organism: Plasmopara halstedii
Lineage: Eukaryota; Oomycota; Peronosporomycetes; Peronosporales; Peronosporaceae
Product: LicD
Exons: 1
Coding region: 1-2370 (789 amino acids)
Source: RefSeq, a predicted model, not a curated record